AUGCCUAGUUUUGGAAAAUGCGAACUCCCGGAAGACUUGAAUCUAGAUGAGUACUCGCAAGUUAACAACGAUGAAAGACCAGAAGAGCAGACAGCCCCGGGAACAAGUCCCUCCCAAUCUCCCCCGCCUUAUUUUUCAGUCGUCGUUAAUAAUUCUCCGAGUGCACCCUCUACCUCAGAACUUGCAACGGAACAAAAAUCAUGGAUGGAAAAACUAAAGGGCAUUUCGAUUAUUUUGAAGAUAGUUAUCGCUCUCUUUACAAUCGGAGGAAUAGUGACGCCGAUAGUCGUUUCAAAAACAAGUCUUCGUUCGGCUCCAGUUUCAAUUGAAAAGAUACGAUGCGUUGAAUUCCGACCGAUGACGUCAGAUUUUUCUGACUCGACAUUUCCCUCUUCAAAGGCAACCUGUAACCGAAUCGGAGGCGAAGUGGCAUUUUUCUUGAACCAGCAAGAAUUUGAGUUCUUCGAAGACCGAGAUCAUCCUAACGAGGAGUGGUUAGGAAUUUUUCGUGUGAAUGGAAACCAGUGGUUCACGCCUUUGGGAGAAGAAAGUCCAGUUUUGAAUUGGAGAGCGGGCGAACCAAGCAACCUUGAAGGCCGCGAAGAUUGUGUUCAAAGAAGAUCGACUGGUAAAUGGAAUGACGUUCCUUGCGAUUCUUGGAACAGAAGCUUUUCAUGCAGAAUAGAAAGAAUUCUUAAUGCUCCUUCCAAAUGCAAUGAAAAUGAGCUGAAAUCUUAUCGUUAA
Molecule: messenger RNA, 744 nt
Organism: Oikopleura dioica
Lineage: Eukaryota; Metazoa; Chordata; Appendicularia; Copelata; Oikopleuridae
Source: the annotation of a GenBank genome assembly